AUGACUUCCUACAUCAUCAUCGGCGCCGGCAACUUUGGCGCCGCCACAGCCUUGACGCUCGUCCAACGCGGCAAUGCCAAGGUGACGCUCAUCGACACGGCCGCCUUCCCCAACCCCAGAGCGGCGUCGCACGAUGUAAACAAGAUUGUGCGCGACGACUACCCCGACAAGCUCUACAUGCGCAUGUUGAUCAAGGCGAUGCCCAAGUGGCGCAGCGACAGGCUCUACAGCGCGCACUACCACGAGGUGGGCAUGCUGCGGGCCGACACGUCGAGCUUCGGCGACGAGAGCAUAGCGGCGUACCGGGACAUGGGGGUUGCCAACGACUCCGAGUUCCUGGCCGUCGACGAGGUGCGCAGGCGCUGGAACGGGGCGUUUGCGACGGCCGACUUUGGCGGCCUCGACACGGUCCUGUACAACCCGUCGGUGGGCUUUGCCGAGGCCGACAAGGCGCUGGGGGCCGUGGUGCAGGAGGCGGUGGACCAGGGCGUCGAGUACGUCGUGGGCGUCGUCAAGAGGCUCAACUUUGGCCCCGCCGGCCAAUGCACGGGCGUCAGCCUCGAGGCGGGAGAGACGCUGCAGGCCGACAAGACGCUGCUGGCGGCGGGCGCUCGCACCCCGGCGCUGCUGGCCCAGAGCGCGCCCGACAACAGGCUCCUGCACGUCGGCGACCGCGUCGUGGCGACCGGGGCCGUCAGCUUCUACGCCAAGCUCUUUGGCGAGCAGAGGGCCAAGUUUGCGCCGAUUCCGGUGCUCAAGAACUGCCUGCCACAGGUCAAAGGCGAGGGCAUGUCGAUACUCGACGACGGCACCAUCAAGUUCAACUGCGAUAUGUGCUUCACAAACUAUGUCCCAUUCCCGCCGACCGGUGAGCGCAUGUCGGUUGCCCCGGACCAAAACGUCUUCAACGUCUGGACCGGGCCUCGCUUCCUCAGCUUCUUCCAGGAGCGGGCCCGGAGAACCAUCGACGGCCUAUACGGCAAGGAGGCCGAGGAGAUACCCAUUGACGCAUAUCGAAUGUGCUGGGACGCAUCAACCCCGACGCACGAUUUCCUCGUCACGCCUCAUCCACACUGCCAAGGCCUCUACGUGGCCACGGGCGGCUCGUUUCACGGUUGGAAGUUCUUGCCCGUGAUUGGUGACUACAUUGCGGACAUGAUGCAGGGCAGCCUAGACUCCGAGUACGCUGAUCGUUGGGCGUGGGACAAGAAGGGCGGUGAUGGCCACUCGGCCAAUCCGACGUACCAGGUAGUCGGGGACCUGCAGGACUGGAUCUCGUGA
Messenger RNA from Hirsutella rhossiliensis, 1281 nucleotides. RefSeq names its product FAD dependent oxidoreductase domain-containing protein. The record is from RefSeq and is a predicted model, not a curated record. NCBI's taxonomy places the organism in Eukaryota, Fungi, Ascomycota, Sordariomycetes, Hypocreales, Ophiocordycipitaceae. The transcript has 3 exons. The coding region runs from base 1 to 1281 and encodes 426 amino acids. Gene Ontology annotation, molecular function: saccharopine oxidase activity; sarcosine oxidase activity; flavin adenine dinucleotide binding.